Molecule: messenger RNA, 1492 nt
Organism: Solanum dulcamara
Lineage: Eukaryota; Viridiplantae; Streptophyta; Magnoliopsida; Solanales; Solanaceae
Product: protein DUF642 L-GALACTONO-1,4-LACTONE-RESPONSIVE GENE 2-like
Exons: 3
Coding region: 23-1144 (373 amino acids)
Source: RefSeq, a predicted model, not a curated record
CUCUCUCUUUCUUUCUCAGUAUAUGAAAAUGAAGAAAAUGGCAAUAAUGAAUAUAGUGCUGCUCUUUGCCACCAUAAAUGUCGCUUUAUCUGUACAAGACGGAUUAUUGCCUAAUGGCAACUUCGAGCAAGGUCCAAAAGCAUCACAAAUGAAGGGCACAAAAGUGACAGACCCACACGCAAUACCCCACUGGGAAAUAUCAGGCUAUGUAGAAUAUAUUAAAGCAGGACAAACACAAGGUGAUAUGUUGCUUCCAGUGCCUGAAGGAGCUUUUGCUGUUAGGCUUGGGGAAGACGCCUCCAUCAAGAUCAGAGUCGCGAAUGUCACUAGUGGGACUUUCUACUCUCUGUCUUUCAACUUUGCUAGGACUUGUGCGCAAGACGAGAAACUCAACGUGUCGGUGUCGCCUAAUACUGAGCCUAAUGACUGGGGAGUGCUUCCUAUGCAGACUAUGUAUAGUAGUGAUGGUUGGGACUCCUAUUCAUGGGGUUUCUUAGCCCAAGCCAAUGAGAUUGAAAUCAUGUUACACAAUCCAGCAGUUGAGAAGGACCCAGCUUGUGGCCCACUCAUUGAUUUCAUUGCUCUCAAGGCUCUGAAAACCCCACAUAGACCAAAAGGCAACAUGUUGAAGAAUGGAAACUUUGAAGAGGGUCCAUAUAUCUUACCCAACACAAGCUGGGGUGUUCUAAUUCCUCCAAACAUUGAGGAUGAUCACUCACCUUUGCCCGGAUGGAUGAUCGAAUCUCUCAAGGCAGUAAAAUACAUUGAUUCUGAGCACUUCACCGUACCAGAGGGCAAGCAUGCCAUCGAGCUUGUGGCUGGAAGAGAAAGCGCAAUAGCACAAGUAGUGAGGACUCAGAAGGGAAAAGUGUAUGACCUUAUGUUCUCAGUUGGAGAUGCGGGCAAUUCCUGCCAAGGGUCAAUGCUUAUAGAGGCAUUUGCUGGAAAGAUCACUUUGCGAGUCCCCUAUGAAUCCACAGGUAAUGGAGGAUUCAAACGGGCCAAGCUUCGGUUCACAGCAAUUAAUGAGCGCACCAGGGUCAGGUUCUUGAGCACAUACUAUCACAUGAAGAGCGAUCACUCUGGCUCCCUGUGUGGUCCUGUGGUUGAUGAUGUGAGAUUAAUCGGAGUUCGCCAUCCAUAGAUCAGUUAAUUACUAGUAAUAUAGAAGCUUUGAUGGUUAUUACUUAAUUUGCAUCGCUUUUUCUUUCUUCUUACAGCAUUGCUUAUGCGAGGGAAUGAGUUACUAUUAAAUGUAAUGUUACUAUAGCAGAGAUGAUCCUUUCUCCAUAUUGCAAAAGAAAUUAGAGGGUUUAAAUCAUUUAGUCUUCGGUGUCAUAUCUUCCAUGUACCUACAAAAUUUCAAAAAUCAAAUAAAAUUACCUUCAUGAAUCUGCUCCCUCUGUCAAUAUUUAAUUAAAUCAAUCCAAACUCUAUAUUCUUUAUAUUUUGAUAUAUAGGUAAUUCAAACUGGCAAAAUCUAUCUUAGACU